Molecule: messenger RNA, 879 nt
Organism: Talaromyces proteolyticus
Lineage: Eukaryota; Fungi; Ascomycota; Eurotiomycetes; Eurotiales; Trichocomaceae
Exons: 2
Coding region: 1-879 (292 amino acids)
Source: RefSeq, a predicted model, not a curated record
AUGUUGAAAAAAUCCGGAUGGUCUCCUAAAGAGGAUCCCAGGGUACGAGAUGAAUUCUCUAAGAUACAUAUGAAGCUGCGGCAAUGGGCGAGAAACUAUGGCGUCCUGGCUUUUGAAGAUAUAGAGGAAGUUCCGGCGGCAGAAAAGGAUCGUAUUAUUGGGUUGUUGGAUGGAUACUCCUUUGAAACAGAUUGGAAGACAUUAAUCACAAAAGCUUCGAUCCCACGAAAUAAGAUUCCGGCUAUACUUCUCCAGUCACUAUUGGCGAAGGAUGUCUUUGAAUGGGUGUUCGGUGAUCCUUUUUUUUCUUUUGCUGAGAUCGACAACACAUCUAGUUUACCAAAUUCCAAGGAAUGGAAGCAUGUUUAUAGGGAAAUGAUAAAAGUUGAUGAGCCCGAAGCACAUAUCUGGCGGUCACAAACACUGCGGAUUCUAUCCACAGUUACAAACCCGAGCACAGAGUCUCAUCUCGCUAGACGCAUUCGUUUAUUGUCAAGUCAGAAAGCAGCCGGCUUUCUUACCAGCCCAGCUAGCCUGCUACUUCGACAGGCUUCAAAGCCCGGAAGCGGAGAUAAAUGUACUCAAGACGUACAGAAGCUAUAUCAUGAGGUAGCAGAAUUUGCCUUGUUAUUGUGGACUCAACGAACGUUCAUAAAGCUCUACAGCCAGCACGAGUUACCCAAGUUCUAUAUAUCAAAUCCCAAGACGGAGGCACAUAGCCUGCACCAUCUAGAUGAAGAUGAUACACGACUGGAUGGAAAGGAUGUACUUCUGUUUGUUCAGCCAGCCGUCGUAGCUUUUGGAAACGAGGACGCCGAAAAUUAUGACCGCUCCAAAAUUUGGGCCCCUGCCACUGUCAUGGUGGAUGAAAGAUCUUAG